CGAGCGGCCACAGCGGCGGCGCCAGCAGCGACCACAAUGAAUGUGGAACAUGAAAUUAGCCUCCUAGUUGAGGAGAUUCGGCGGCUGGGAACCAAAAAUGCUGAUGGACAAGUGAGUGUGAAAUUUGGUGUGCUGUUUGCUGAUGAGAAGUGUGCCAACCUCUUUGAAGCCCUGGUGGGAACGCUUAAGGCAGCAAAACGACGGAAGAUCAUCACUUACCAAGGAGAGCUGCUUUUACAAGGUGUUCAUGACAAUGUGGACAUCAUGCUGCUGCAGGACUGAUGCAGUAUUUCAGCUAUGCAUUAAUGGAAUUGUUUGAAACAAUUGGAUCAAUCAAACAAUUGUUUGAUUUGCCACAUACUCUUAAUAAGGCUGAUCAUUCCAAUGCAUUUUGAUGUAUUUUGUAUAUCUUUAUAGUCAAAAGAAAAGUGUCCUAUUUUGAAAAACAUUCCCUUUUGUAAGUCUUCCUAAAAUGGUACUGUAUGUGAGUAAUAUAAAAGAUGCCAGAUCUUUUUCCUCUCUCUUUUUUUGUCUUUUUUUUUUUUUUUUUAAAUCUCAGGUAAUUCUCUCAAAUGUCUGGUGGUUAUUUUCAACAUAUGAAGAAGAGGACUGGUAAUUUAAUGUUUACAAAUGAAAAUGUGCCAUGAAAGUACAAAAUAAAAGCACAUACUUACAUUUGUGUUAUUCUUA
Messenger RNA from Sturnus vulgaris (Common starling), 690 nucleotides. RefSeq names its product ABRA C-terminal like (gene ABRACL). Lineage: Eukaryota; Metazoa; Chordata; Aves; Passeriformes; Sturnidae. Gene Ontology annotation, biological process: regulation of actin filament-based process. The record is from RefSeq and is a predicted model, not a curated record.